AUUUGUUCCACUUGCAAUGGCGGGUCCAAAUGCAAUGCUUGGAGCAGCUCAAAGUCAACACCUCGCUCCUCCUCCCUAUGCGCGUACGCGCGCCCGUCCCAUGGCGGCGCCUCCUCCUCCUCCCCUCCUCUUCCUCCUCCUCCUCCUGUCGCUCGCCGUGGCCGCUGCGGCGCGCAUCGUGCCGGUGGAGUACCUCUACCCGCCUUUCAACCUCACCUACUUCCACUUCAUCGACACCAACGGCGUCUUCCUCCUCUCCCCCAACGCCAACUUCUCCGCCGCCGUCUACAACGCCGGCUCCAUCUCAGGCGACUCCCAGUCCCGCUUCUUCUUCUCCGUCCUCCACAGCGCUUCCCGCACCCCCGUCUGGACUGCCACCGCCGCCGGCUCCACCAUCCUCGAGUCCGUCGUCCUCUCCCUCUCCGCCACCGGCCUCACUCUCUUCGAUCCGUCCGCCGCCCAACCGGAACCUGCCUGGUCCACGCCGCACCUCCGCCAACCCGUCGCCGCGCUCCAACUCCUCGACACCGGUGAGCUCGCUCUCAUCGACGACGAGAACACCACGCUCUGGUCCUCCUUCGAGCGCCCCACCGACACGCUGCUCCCGGGCCAGGCGCUCCCCCUCGCCGUGCCGCUCACGUCCUCGGCGUCGGACCAAGACCUCUCCCCCGGCGCCUACCGCCUCCUCCUCACCCCCAACGACGCGUUCCUUCAGUGGGCCACGGCGUCCAACGCCUCCUCUGGCUUCCUCACCUACUGGGCGCUCUCCUCCGAUCCCGCCGCCGUCCAGGACUCCAACCACGCCGUCGCCUCCAUGGCCGUCAACGCCUCCGGCCUCUACCUCCUCGCCGCCAACGGCAGGGACACCGUCUACAGGCUGAUCUUCCCCUCGCCGCCGGCGCCCUUGAAAGCCGAGUCUCGCCUCCUCAAGGUCGACCCUUCCGGCCGCCUGCGCGCGCUCACCCUGACUGCGGGGGCAAGCCUCUCUACAGUCUGGGCCGCGCCGGCCAACGACUGCGACCUCCCGCUGCCGUGCCGGUCCCUCAGCCUCUGCACGCCGGGCGGCAACGGCUCCACGUGUUCGUGCCCCGACGCCUUCAGUACCUACUCCAGCGGUGGCUGCGCGCCGGCCGAUGGCUCCGCGCUGUCCAUCAUCCCCGACACCUGCGUCGCCGGCAAACAAGUUCGCUACAGCUACGUGAGCCUCGGCGACGGGAUCGGAUACUUGCCCAACAAGUUCUCCCUGCCCGACACCUCCGGCGACGCGCUGCCGGCGUGUCGCGACCUAUGCUCAGCCAACUGCUCCUGCCUCGGCUUCUUCUACAAGAACUCCUCCAGCUCCUGCUUCCUCCUGAACAACCAGAUUGGCUCCGUCUUCCGCGCCAACACCGACGUCGCCGUCGGCUUCAUCAAGACGCUCCCACCGCCGCCGCACUCCAAAGGCUCGUCGUCCUUGAGCUUCAUAACCAUUGUGUUCGGCAUCGUGCUCCCCACGGUGGCGGUCGUGCUCAUCUCCUUCUUGUUGUACGCGAUGAGGGCUCAGUGGCUGAAGAGGCGGCGGCCGCAGCUCAAGAGCGGCGGCAGCGGAUCGAAAAGCAGCUGGUUCAAGCUGCCAGCGAUGCUGUCGUCGCGGGCGUCCCCCAUCCCGUCGGCCAUCGAGGUCGCCGCGAGCGGCGACCUCGAUGAGGAUGUCCUCAUCCCCGGCCUGCCGACCCGGUUCACGUACAGCGAUCUCGACGCCGCGACCGACGGCUUCAAGUGGCAGAUUGGCGCGGGCGGCUUCGGUUCCGUGUACAGAGGCGAGCUCCCCGACCGGAGCACCGUCGCCGUGAAGCGGAUGAACGGCCUGGGCACGCAGGGCCGGCGUGAGUUCCUGACGGAGAUCGCCGUGAUCGGCAAUGUCCACCACGUCAACCUGGUGAAGCUGCGCGGGUUCUGCGCCGAGGGCGCGCGGCAGCUGCUGGUGUACGAGUACAUGAGCCGGGGCUCCCUCGACCAGAGCCUCUUCCGCGCAGGCGCCGCCACGCUCGAUUGGCCGGCCCGUCUCCACGUCUGCAUCGGUGCGGCGCGCGGGCUGGCGUACCUCCACGUUGGCUGCGACCGCAAGAUCCUUCACUGUGACGUGAAGCCGGAGAACAUCCUCCUGGACGACCGCGGCGGCGUGAAGAUCGCUGACUUCGGGCUGGCGAAGCUGAUGAGCCCGGAGCAGUCGGGGCUGUUCACGACGAUGCGCGGCACGCGCGGGUACCUGGCGCCGGAGUGGCUGAUGAACGCGCCCAUCACUGACAAGGCCGACGUGUACAGCUUCGGCAUGGUGCUGCUGGAGAUCGUGCGCGGGAGGAAGAACUCCAAGAGGGACGCGGCCAGCGCCACGUCGUUGGAGGGCAGCGGCGCAGGGCUCGAGCGGAGCAGCUACUUCCCGGCGUUAGCGCUGGACCUGCACGACCAAGGGCGGUACGGUGAGCUCGUGGACCCGAGGCUGGAGGGGCGGGCGAACGUCGAGGAGGUAUCGCGGGUGGUGCGGGUGGCGCUCUGCUGCCUCCACGAGGACGCCGUGCUGCGGCCGAACAUGACGGCCGUGGCCGCCAUGCUCGACGGCAGCAUGGACGUUGGCAAGCCCCGGACGGAGAUCCUUCAGUACCUCAAGAUGUACGGCCGCGGUCUCGUCGACCUGCGGCCAGUCGGGUGGAUGGACGGAGGGAAGGGCAAGGGGAAAGCCUCAGACACCACCGGGAGCUGGUCGCUGCCGUCGUGCGUGUCGGCGCAGCAGCUGUCGGGUCCCAGAUGACACAAUGUGCUAUACUUCCCCAGUAUGAUUUUUGUUCCCAUUGGGAAAUUUUUAUUAAUUGUAUACAUCUUUCUUAACAAUAUUUCUCUUAAAAAUAUAAAAGAGGAUCCAUAACUUAUUUUCAGAAUCUUGGCAUUUGAAUUGCCUCGAGCUACAUGUAAAGCCAGACCUAAUUUUUUGAGAAAGAAAUAGGCCUUUGAGCCAGCCAAUCAUACUCCCAUUGGGCAAAAUAGAAUAA
Molecule: messenger RNA, 3026 nt
Organism: Phragmites australis (common reed)
Lineage: Eukaryota; Viridiplantae; Streptophyta; Magnoliopsida; Poales; Poaceae
Product: G-type lectin S-receptor-like serine/threonine-protein kinase At5g35370
Exons: 1
Coding region: 17-2788 (923 amino acids)
Biological process (GO): protein phosphorylation
Molecular function (GO): ATP binding; protein serine/threonine kinase activity
Source: RefSeq, a predicted model, not a curated record